UUCUGCUCCACUUUUUUAAAAGGGGAGCACGUUAGCGCUGGAGACCCACAAGAACAGAAACAAGCAAGGAAACUCUGAGAGUCCCAUACAAGAGUCCGAACCAUGAGGUCUCUCCUGCUCGCUCUCUUCCUCCUUCAUGCCGGCCCCCCUGGCGGAGCCAGCGACCUCCCUGAGGACCUGACGUUGCUGAGGACGGAGCUCGCGCUUCGCCUCUACCGGAUCGUGGCCACGGACGGCAACCGAACCAACCUGGUCCUCUCCCCCGCCGGCGCGUUCAUCCCUCUGGAGCUCCUGCAGUUCGGAGCCCAGGGGAACACCCGGAGGCAGCUGGUCCAGGCCCUGGGGUACACCGUCCACGACCCAAGGGUCAGAGAGUGGCUUCGAGCUGUUUAUGCCGCGCUACCCAGCGCCAGCCCCAGCUCCAAGCUGGAGCUGACCUGCACCCUCUACGUGCAAACGGGGAUGCCACUCGCCCCCUGCUUCGUGGAGCAGGUCUCCCGGUGGGCCAACAGCAGCCUGGAGGCAGCCAACCUCAGGGAGCCCAAUGGUACCACCAUCCUGGCCAACGGAUGGGCCCCCAGGCAGACCACAGGCGAGCGCGCCGCGGGCUCCACGUGGGAGCAAGGCGGCGGCGGCGGCGGCGUGGGCUCCGCACAGCUGGUGCUGGUGAGCACCGUGUCCUUCCAGAGCGCCUGGCGGCACCGAUUCUCCUUCUCGGACACUCAGCUCCUGCCUUUCACCUGUGCGCGGGACGUCGUCCUCCAGGUCCCCAUGAUGUACCAAACGGCUGAGGUCAACUACGGCCAGUUCCAGGACCCCGCGGGCCAUCAGGUAGGGGUGCUGGAGCUGCCGUACCUGGGAAGUGCGGCCAGUCUCCUCCUGGUGCUGCCGAGAGACAGAGACACCCCACUGAGCCACAUUGAGCCUCACCUCACAGCCAGCAUUCUCCACAUCUGGACCUCCAGCCUGAAGAGAGCCAGGAUGGACGUGUUCCUGCCCAGGUUUAGGAUCCAAAAUCAUUUCAACUUGAAAAACAUUUUAUAUUCCUGGGGAGUUACCGAUCUCUUCGACCCACUCAAAGCUAACUUGAAAGGAAUUUCAGGCCAAGAUGGCGUUUAUGUUUCUGAAGCAAUCCACAAGGCCAAGAUUGAGGUUUCAGAGGAAGGCACCAAGGCAUCUGCAGCUACAGCUCUGUUGUUACUGAAAAGGUCUCGGAUUCCUAUUUUUAAAGCAGAUCGGCCAUUCAUCUUUUUCCUGAGAGAACCCAACACAGCUUCUAAAUAAAAUGGAGAGUUGAAGUGUAAUAGCAGAGCAGAACAAAGAGAUCCCUGUUGAAACCCCAGUCUGUUGUGAGACUUCUGUAAGUAUGGCAUCAAGCUGCUAAAUGCUAGACAUUUCAGAGUAUGUGGUAUACCCCAGACUUACAUCUCCCUAACU
Molecule: messenger RNA, 1437 nt
Organism: Balaenoptera acutorostrata (minke whale)
Lineage: Eukaryota; Metazoa; Chordata; Mammalia; Artiodactyla; Balaenopteridae
Gene: SERPINE3
Product: serpin family E member 3
Exons: 9
Coding region: 103-1284 (393 amino acids)
Biological process (GO): negative regulation of endopeptidase activity
Molecular function (GO): serine-type endopeptidase inhibitor activity
Source: RefSeq, a predicted model, not a curated record